This is a messenger RNA of Salmo salar (Atlantic salmon), 1487 nucleotides long. RefSeq lists its product as uncharacterized. The record is from RefSeq and is a predicted model, not a curated record. NCBI's taxonomy places the organism in Eukaryota, Metazoa, Chordata, Actinopteri, Salmoniformes, Salmonidae.
AGAGCGUCACAUAUCUAGGAUAAUCCAUUGCUUAUGAAUUUUUUCAUUUAACUCUAAGAUGUAAAUAUUGUGUUUUGUCUGUUCCUGGAGGCUGUUGCCAUAGCGAUAACCAAAAUAUACUUUUUUUACUAGUUUCCUGUAUCCAUGGUGACAAGGAGUUUUGUCCAAUCGACUGUUGGUAUUGUGUGGUGGGGAAAUGCAGUGUUUCCUGCUUUUCAAAAGGGCUUCCUCCCAUUGGUACAGGGUGGAAUUCUUUGUUUGUGUCCUGGAAAGCAACAGAGUGUUCUUACGGUCUUAUGGAGUAGCUUUGGCCAGAACCUUAAAGAAUUUGAGACAAGAUGAAGCCUUUUCAAGCAAACUGCUUUGACACUCAGUGCUGCCUCCAUCCGUCACUACCAACAGUCCUUGAGUAACAGACAUUACACCACCCCUCUGGUGAUUGAACCAGGGAACCAUGCAGAGGCCACAGGUUACUGGUGGCACCCCGCUACAGAUCCCACCACAGCCUGUACCAAAGAACAGGCACCCCAUCCUCCUGUACUCCAUCCAACCCUUACUGAGAGAGACAGUUAUCAGUAAGGAAGGCCACCCCCAUCCCAAGCCUGACUCCCCCCAGACCUGUGGCACUCAAGGCCCAGGCCAGAGCUGCUGGAGCCUGGAUGUGAGAGUGGCUGUGCUGCUGGUGAUCGUGGCUGGAGCUCUGAUACUGAUCCUGCUCUACAGACUCCUCCAGCUGAGGCACAGACUGAGGCUGGCCCAGGCUCGACAUGCCCUGGAGUACUACAGUUUCUACCACACCGCCACCUACACCCUCAAGGACUCCAGGCCGCCCCAGAUACUGCCCACGAAUGGAGAUGCUAUAGAGGUCACUCCUGUGGCCAACCCUGUGGCCCCUAUUGUUGUCACCCCAGUACCACCUCCACCGGUCUCCCCACCACCCACUCUUCCCCUCACUCCACCCCCCAUCUUGUCUCUACCCCCUCGCCUACCUCCCCCUCCUCUACUGCCUCCACCCCUUCUCCCACUCUCUUCCUCACUCUCUCUCCCUCUGCCCCUGCCCAUCAUCCACACCACCCCGCCCAGCCCUCACCAGUCCUGGGGCGCCAGCUCGGAUGCAGAGGUGUACUCUCGGAUCGGAGCGUUCAGACCAUCCAGGCUGUCCAGCCUCAGCCACUCACAGGUCAUCCUGUUUGAACAUUCCUCUCUCUGACAUCUUCUCUGGAUAUUCCACAUUAAGAGCAUUCCGCUUUGUGGCUGCUUCUAUCACUUCUGUGAGAAUUCUAUAACCUAUUUUAAUGUUCUGAAUUUCAGAUUUGUGUGUGGGUGUUCUCCCUUGUGAUGAGUUCUUUGAGGAUCAUGAAAGGGAUUCUGUUGAGUUCACUGCUCUAUUAUCCACUCACUGUCGAGUGCAUAGGCUUUGAAAUUUCGUGUAGCUGAAUUGCAAAUGUCCAUUUUAUGCUCCUAUUAAAGUCACAAAGAAUUUAAAA